Molecule: messenger RNA, 5152 nt
Organism: Astyanax mexicanus (Mexican tetra)
Lineage: Eukaryota; Metazoa; Chordata; Actinopteri; Characiformes; Acestrorhamphidae
Gene: cdh24a
Product: cadherin-7
Exons: 14
Coding region: 584-4465 (1293 amino acids)
Biological process (GO): calcium-dependent cell-cell adhesion; homophilic cell-cell adhesion; adherens junction organization
Cellular component (GO): plasma membrane; catenin complex; adherens junction
Molecular function (GO): calcium ion binding; cadherin binding
Source: RefSeq, a predicted model, not a curated record
GAGUGAGUGAGACAGAAAGAGAGUGUGUAAGAGAGAGUGAAACAGAGAGACAGGGAGAGAGAGAGAGUCGAUGAGUGUGUGAGAGCGAGAGAGAGAGCGAGAGAGAGAGAGAGAGAGAGAGAGAGAGAGAGAGUGUUUUAAUCUGGUCGUUGUUCACUCUCCGUUUCUUCCAGCUGGGUCUCGGAGCAGCUGCUGAAGGUUGAGCCGUUGGACGGGAGGCCGAAGGAGGAGAGCUCCAGAGGGACUGGGGCUGAGGACUGCAGAGACUGGACGACUACGGCGAGAGAAAAAGACGGUUGAAAGAGUUGAAAAGCCUGCAGAGACUGAGGUAAAGAGGCAGAAAGAAGACAAAGCAAAUAAAGGCGCGAGAAACUAAAGCAGAGGAGAAGGUCUAGCGAAGAACGGAGGGACUGUAAAUGAGCGCCGGCCCCCAGAAUAAUGCGGAUAUGCAAAUAUGAAGGGAAGAAAUGAAAGGGAAAGCCGCUCAGGAAAGGAGAUGAAACCACAAGUGUCUUUCACGGCGAGGGAAAGAAAGGAAAGAAAGGGAAUGUUUUUUGGCCUCCUGCUCCCGACCCGUUGAACCAUGCUGAGGAGCAGCUCCACAAGGUCGUCGCUGCUUGUCCUGAGGGUGUGUGCCUGCCUGUGUGUGUGUGCCGGACUCGCACGCACUUCGGGAGAUCAUGCGCGCCGGGCGCAAGAAGGAGGCACCAAUCUGGCGCCUCAAAGGGCGGCAAGAAAGAACUACUUAUCAUCAACAUCAUCUCGCACAGAAACCUCCCCGAGUUCAAAGGCUGCCUGGAGAGAGCGGGACACUUUGAAGAGAGUGCGACGGGACGCUGUGAAUAACGAGAGAGUAAUGGAUAACGAGGUGCCCUUGGCUCCGACAGGGCCUCUUUGGGAAGGGACGACUCGCGAUCCCUCUCAAGCCGCGGAGAUUAGAGCGAGAGGUUCAGAAAGCGCUGGGACUGCAGUUUCUCCGCUCAAAAGCAACAAAAACUCAAACCCUUCUGCUCUAAUCACAACAACAGACUCUAUACCCAACGCCACAGAUACCCCGCAAUCCCUCGGCAGUGAUGCCUGGGUGGGUGAUAAUCUUCCCGAGGCUCAGAACGCCUCAACAGAAAGCAGUUUGAUAUUUCAGGAGCUUCCAGGGUCUUCAGAAAAUGGACCGCCACAUGCAGGGAUGGACCCUCGCUCCCGGUCCAGGAGAAGCUGGAUCUGGAACCAGUUCUUCGUGAUUGAGGAGUACAGUGGGCCGGAGCCGGUCCUGAUUGGUCGGCUACACUCCAGUAUGGAUCGAGGGGACGGCCGCACAAAGUACAUUCUGAAAGGCGAGGGGGCGGGGUCUGUGUUUGUGAUUGACGGGAAAACGGGAAACAUCCACGUGACAAAGCCGCUGGACCGGGAGGAAAAGGACCAGUACCGGCUGAUUGCCACGGCAACAGACAGGCAGACAGGCCGGCCGCUGGAGGCUUCGUCCCAAUUCAUCAUCAGAGUGCAGGACAUCAACGACAAUCCACCGCUGUUCGCCCAUGCUCACUACAGCGCCACCGUACCAGAGAUGGCCAGCAUCGGGACGUCUGUUAUUCAGGUAACAGCUACAGAUGCAGAUGAUGAGACGUAUGGAAACAGCGCUAAACUGGUUUAUUCAGUGGUCCAAGGUCAGCAGUAUUUUACAGUGGAUCCUCAGUCAGGUAUCGUCCGCACUGCAGUGUCGGAUAUGGACCGAGAAGUCCAGUCUCAGUAUGUGUUGGUGCUGCAGGCCAGAGACAUGGGUGGUCAUCAGGGGGGUUUAACCGGGACCACCACCAUCACUGUUCACCUCAGCGACGUUAACGACAACCCGCCCCGCUUCACCAACAGUAUGUGGUCGUUUUCCGUAUCGGAGCUGGCUCUCCCAGGGGUAGAGGUGGGCCGUCUGUCGGCGACGGACGCUGAUCUGGGGGAGAACGCUCGGCUGGAUUUUACCAUCACAGACGGAGAGGGAGGGGGCACCUUCAACAUUACCGCCCUCCACCAGGAGGGGGUCAUACUGCUCAACAAGGUAGUGGACUAUGAGCGGCGCAGCUCCUACACUCUCUCAGUGGAGGUGCAGAACCCCACAGUGGACCCCCGCUUUCUCCGCCGGGGGCCGUUUAAAGACCGAGCGACGGUCCGGAUCACUGUCCUGAACGCGGACGAACCCCCACGAUUCUCACGCGCACGGUACAGACUGGACGUGUCCGAAAACUGCCCACCCGCGUGUGCUGUGGGGCGCGUCGCUGCUGUGGACCCUGAUACCGGCCUCAGCAGCAAUAUAAAGUACUCUAUUGACCCUGAGUCGGACCCCGAGGCUUUGUUCCGGAUUGCCCCUGACAACGGCCUGAUCACCACGGUGAAGGAGCUGGACCGCGAGCGCGAGCAGUGGCACAACAUCACCGUCAUCGCCACGCAAAGAGAUAGCCCCAACCAGGUUACCAGGGUAGCGGUUGCUAUAGAGACGCUGGACCUGAACGACAACGCCCCGGAGCUGGACAGGCAGUACAACGCGGCCGUGUGCGACUCCAGCAGCGUCGGACAGGUGGUACAGGUCAUCCGGGCAAUCGACAAGGACCAGAGCAGCUCUACUUCCCCUAUUCACUUCAGUCUGCAUGCAGACAGCAGCCUCGCUCUCAACAUCACUGUCCAGGAGAGAGGAGACCACACAGCCAGUCUGGUUCUUCUGUCGCCGCUGAAGCCCCUCCCUCGCUCUGCCAGUCCUUCUUUGCACACUGUGAAACUACCCAUAAUCCUGAGGGACGGGGCGUCGGAGCUCAGCAGUACGGGGACGGUCACCCUGACCCUGUGCCCUUGCCAGAACGGAGGGAUGUGGGCGGAGGAGAGGAAGCGACAGACAGACAGAGGGAAGAGUGAGGACGGUCAGACGGUGAUGGAGUGGGAGAGGCAGACGGUGUGCGUGUCGCUGCCCUCUGCCUCCGCCCUGUUGGGCCUCAGCUCCGCCGCCAUGCUGGCUGUACUCGCCUGCUCGUCCACUCUACUGGUGGUGACAGCGUUAGCUCUCUCCGUUCGGAGGCAGAAGAGCGACUCUCUCUCUCCGCUGGAGGACGAUGAGAUCAGAGAGAAUAUCAUCACGUACGAUGAUGAAGGGGGCGGAGAGGCUGAUACGGCAGCAUUCGACAUUGCUGCCCUCAAGAGCGCCCCCCACAGCAUGCACAGCGCACUGCGCCUCAGUCGCAGCAUUUACUCCCAGGAGAAUCUGGACAGAAUGUACAGCUGGACUCAGACCGCCGCUGUGGACCCCCAGCGCCCCGGUUCUGCUCCGCUGUAUGGACGCUUCUGCUACAGUAUACACACCCUGCCCGCGGUGAGGGACAGGAUCGGACCCUACGACUCCCGGCUGGACUUUACCAAGCUGGCCUACACCCUCCCCAGCGGGCAGACCCCGAACUACGGACCCCUGGACCCGGGGAGCAUGUUCACAGGCCUGGCAGAACUGUCUCCUAGCAAAGAUCAGAGCACAACCGAGGAAGAGCACAAAGAAACUGAGGAUUCCGCUGAAAACAACCUGAAGGAGAGCGAGACAGGAAGUGAGGUCAUCUCUGAAACUCAGAAUCUCAGUCAGGAUCAGUCUCUAAACUCGGAGGGUCCAGUAUUCCAGAGCUCCAGUCAGAGCGACUCCAGCAGCUCGGCAGAUCAUUCCGCCGGGUCCCUCACUCAUCACCCCUCCACUGCACGCGCCUCCUCCACCUCAACCAUCGUAUCCACUGUCGCCACGGACGACACCGCGGCGACCACGCCCACUACGCACACGCCCACUCUGCAGACGCCUACGGAGGCUCCCAUCAACACCAGCCAAACCUCAGCGCCAUUCAGAACAAUGGAGGGGACUCUGCUGAGAGCAGCUGGAGGGAUACCUUUAGCCGGAACUACUUGCUUGUACCCGAAAGCAGGGGAUAUCGUGGGUGUUUACGCUCUGCCAGGGCGAGUGGCCAUGCCUUUCCCUGGAGGGGCGGGGCUGUACCUGGGUGGGUGGGGCUUGGGUAGACGUGAGGGGGAGGGACCUGUACCUGGACCUUUGCCUGGAAGAAGUGGACCUAACCCUCUGACCCACAGGAUGAGCGACUUCCUGCAGCACCGGCUGGCCCAGGUCACCUUCGACCCCAUGCAGCCUCCGUACGACUCGCUGCAGACGUACGGACUGGAGGGGGCGGGGUCACAGGCCACCUCCCUCAGCUCAUUGGAGAGCGACUGUGAGCGAGGGACGGAGGAGGAGGAGGAGAUUAAGGAGUGGGGACCAAAGUUUAACAAGUUGCUAGAGAUCUUCAGAGAGAGAGAGAGGAAGACAGAGGAGGAAAGGGAGGGAAUAAAGGAGAGAGAGGGAGGGAAUAAUAAAGAGAUGGAGGAGGAGAAAGGAGGGAAUAACGAGGAGGAGAAGGAGGAGGAGAUGGAGGAAAAGAUAGAAGAAGCAGAAGCAGGAGGACAGUAACCUUUAAGCUGGAUGAUGGAUUUCUGAUGCAUUUGCAUUCUUGAUGAUCUAGUUAUAAGUGGUGAGCACAAGAAGGUACAGGUGUGAAUGGGAUACAGCGCUUCUUAAAGAUGCACCGUAAUCCAAUCACUCAAACCAUAGACAAGUCAGUAACACAUAUCACCAUAUUAUUAUUGUAGUGUGAACACCAAAGCAUCUUGAUGAGCUAAUCAACUGUGCAGAACCAGUGCAGAACCAGUGCAGAAACCUACAAAACUCCACCGCAAGUCCACUGUCUAUAUGAGUUAGCUGAGCAUGCUACAGUAACAAGCUAAUGGAUGCUAAUGUGAUACCCAUUGCUGGUACUAAAGCAAAACUAGCUGCCUCAUCUCGAUUUAGGCUGAACUGGAAGACUCCUACUAUAAAAUUAGCCCCUCCUCCAGCUGAAAUGUUGCAAGACAUCCAAUCAUAAUCUCCCAAGGGAGAUGCAUUAAAAUGCCAGGUGUGAAUGGCUACACGUUUUGGCAAUCAUCUUGAGAUCAGAUCACUCAGAAUAAAUGUGUUCCUAAGGUUUUUACUCGAGAAGGACAUAAAAACGGAAAAGACAAGAUGGAAGGUGGCGAAACAGUGAUGUGUUCCUAACAAGUGGGAAACUGGAAUUUUCCAACCUGAAAUUUCUUACUUCCUGAUUUCCUAUUUCCUAUAUGG